AUGAAGGAUACUGGGGAGUCAAAGGACCACCAACUAACGGUGGCCUUACGCAUCAGACCCCUGAGUGAAGCAGAACAAGAGGAGGCAGCAACCAUAGUGGCUCAUAGAGUGGAUGACCAGAUGGUGGUCCUGAUGGAUCCGAUGGAGGAUCCUGAUGAUGUCCUGAGAGCCAACCGCUCCAGGGAGAAGACCUAUAUGUUUGAUGUAGCAUUUGAUUACUCUGCCACCCAGGAGGAGGUGUACAGAGCCACUACGAAGGGUUUGAUAGAAGGACUCAUCUCAGGUUAUAACGCCACUGUUUUUGCCUAUGGUCCCACAGGUUGUGGGAAGACAUAUACCAUGCUGGGAACGGAUACAGAACCUGGUAUCUACGUACGAACGCUGAACGACUUGUUCAGAGCCAUCGAGGAAACAAGUGAUGACAUGCAAUACAGUGUGUCCAUGUCCUAUCUGGAGAUCUAUAAUGAGAUGAUCAGAGACCUGUUGAACCCGUCGUCAGGGUACCUGGACCUGCGGGAAGACUCGAAGGGCGAGAUUCAGGUGGCCGGAAUCACGGAGGUGUCCACAGUCAACGCCCGUGAGAUCAUGGAGCUGUUGAUGAAGGGGAAUAAGCAGCGAACUCAGGAGCCCACAGCGGCCAAUCAGACGUCGUCUCGCUCGCACGCCGUGCUGCAGGUUGCCGUCAGGCAACAGAGCCGAUGUCGGGACGUCCUGCAGGAAGUUCGUUUCGCCCGUCUCUUCAUGAUUGACUUAGCCGGCUCUGAACGUGCCUCACAGACACAGAAUAGAGGUCAGAGGUUAAAAGAAGGAGCACAUAUAAACCGCUCUCUGCUGGCUUUGGGAAACUGUAUCAAUGCCCUGAGUGAGAAAACCGGCAACAAAUACAUAAACUACAGAGACAGCAAACUCACACGUCUGCUCAAGGAUUCUUUGGGAGGGAACAGCAGAACAGUCAUGAUAGCUCACAUAAGCCCCGCCUCCCUGGCCUUCGAGGAGUCACGGAACACACUAACAUACGCUGACCGUGCCAAAAGCAUCCGCACACGGGUGAAGAGGAAUCUGCUGAAUGUGUCUUACCACAUUGCCCAGUAUACCAGUAUCAUAUCAGACCUGCGCAGUGAGAUCCAGCGUCUGAAGAAGAAGAUUGCAGACCAGGCCAGUCGACAGAUCAGCUCUGACCGCACAGACAUCCGCCAUGUCCAGGCGGAGGUGCAGGCCCUCUCCACUCAGCAGAGCCGUGCAGAGAUGGAGCAGCUGAGGGAACAGCUGAUGGAGGCGUUUCGCCAGCAGAUGGAGAUCAGGAGGAGCCUGAUGGAACUUGACAACAACAACAUGGAGAUCCAAAUCGACACCUCUAAACACCUGCUCACCAUCGCUGACUGGGAGCAGGAGCGUAGCCGACGGAGGAGAAAGUGGCAGGUGGAGAGAAGGAAGGAGAGCUUUAAUAAGGAGGAGAGUGAGAAGGACUCUGACUCCCCUGAGUCCCUCUCCGACAGCACCGAGACCCAGGAGGUGGCCCUGGCCCGAGAAAACCUGGUCACACUAAUGGCAGAGCAGAAGAAAAUCCGCAAGCAGAAGGCUGUGUUGGAGAGGCAGCUGGCAGACCUGAGGGAGCGAGCGCGUGGUCUGGAGGAACUCCUGCCUCGCAGGGUGAGCUCUGAGGAGCAGAGGGAGGUCCUGAGCCUCCUCUGUAAAGUUCAUGAGUUGGAGAUCGAAAACACGGAAAUGCAGUCGCACGCCCUGCUCAAGGACAACGUGAUCCGUCAGAAGAACGCGGUGGUGCAGCGCUUUGAGAGGCACAGACAGCUGUGCCAUGAGAUUAUCCAGCUCCAGAGACAGUUCAUUGAUGACCACAAUCUCCUGGUUCCGCCGCACCUCAAGGAGCUGUAUGACAUCUAUAUGAGAGAGAUGGAUGACAGGAGCCUGGACAGAGUCAUGGCCUUGGACAAAGUUACUGGCCACACACUGAAGGAGGGGUCCUUACCCAAGAUCACACUUCCGAGCAGAGGUCGCGAGCCCCUGCAGGACAUAGAUUCUGACCAGGAGAGCGUGCGUACAUUGUAUUCAGAGACAAGGCGAGGUCGAACCAAAGUGAGGAGACACACCCUUCCCCCCAUCCUCCCAGAGCCUGAUGGAGACAGUAACCGUGUGUUUAAGAGCAGCCCACAUGCCAGACAUAUGAAGAACACUUUGGUCUUGACCCCUCCUCCCAUUCACAUUAACGGCCCAGCCAGCCGAGAGCUCUUACCCCUGGCUCUGGAGAGUGCUGUGACGUACAGGGUCCUGAGUCAUAGCCUCAGCAGUCACCUGGACUCAUCUCCAGAGAGCAGUGAGACUGGAGCUGACGCCCCUCUCACACCCAAAGAGAGACAGCAGCUCCUUCGCGGAGUCCGGAGCAUCGCCGUGAAAGCCGCGUGUCGCCGUUCUAAAGCCCAGGAGGUUGAUGCUCUUCGGCUUGCGCCCCCUCCCUCUCCUCUGGACCCAAAAAACCAGAAGAGCAGUCUGUCUCUUAGCGAGGCCCCCCCCAGAAGGUCGAAGAUGCACCAGGGCAGGCAGCCGAGCCCAGAGCUACGGCACGCCACCUCUGAUGACAACCUGUCCAGCAGUACAGGAGAAGGCCCUGCCCCCAACUCCACCUGGACACGCCCACGCAACCGUCAGCCAGUCCCCAAGAACUCCACCCCCAGAGAACAGGACUUUGAGGCUCGCCGACGUAAAAGGAGGUCCCGGUCAUUUGAGGUGACAGGACAAGUGCUGUCCCAGUCAAAGACCACGGCUCAGCGGUUUCGCCCUCUGGACAGCACCUCAGACCUCCACCUCCACAUUAACGGCCAACCUCAGGCCCCUUUGAUCAGGCCUCAGCACAGGGCUGGUCCCCAGCUGACCAAAGUGCGGGCGUACCCCACCAUCUAUCACACAGGAUCAACAGGAGACGGCUCUUCCAGCAACCUCCCGCUCCAUCUGAGCAAUCUGAAACGCGUACCUCAGCUCAAGCAGGCCCAGCCCCAGCCCCUGCUUUACAUCACCACCACAGGAGCCGGGGGCCAACGGACCCGAAAACACUGA
Chanos chanos (milkfish) is the source of this 3066-nucleotide messenger RNA. RefSeq names its product kinesin family member 19 (gene kif19). Gene Ontology annotation, biological process: microtubule-based movement. The record is from RefSeq and is a predicted model, not a curated record. Lineage: Eukaryota; Metazoa; Chordata; Actinopteri; Gonorynchiformes; Chanidae. The transcript is spliced from 20 exons. Bases 1 to 3066 code for a protein of 1021 amino acids. Gene Ontology annotation, molecular function: microtubule binding; microtubule motor activity; ATP binding.